AUGCCAUACUCACCAAAGAUAGUAUACAAAGCGGGUACGACAAUUCCCAUUCCUGAUGCACUCAGCAGAGACUGUGUAAAUAACGAGCCAGAUUCCAAGGAUGACGAGGAACUAAUCGUUCAUCUACUGUUACCAAUGUCAACAAAUGCACAAACGGAACUACAGAAAGCAGUAAAAGAAGAUGACGAGUUACAAAUGCUCAAGAAUACCAUCGAAUACGGUUGGCCAGUUGAAGUGAAAGACGUAACAGCACAGUUACAAAAAUACUGGAACUACCGUGACGAAUUGUCACUAUACGAUGGAAUAAUAGUUAAAGGUGAUCGACCAUUGAUACCAGCAACACUGAGAUCCAAAUACUUGAAGAUAAUACACCAAGGACAUUUAGGAAUACAAAGCAAUCUACACAGAGCAAGAGAAGCGAUAUUCUGGCCACAAAUGACACAAGAUAUAACGGACUAUGCGAAUAAAUGCGUCAUCUGUCAGACAUAUCAACGUGCAAACAUCAAGGAACCGAUACAGCUCCAUCCGAUUCCCAAUGAAGCCUGGAAUACGGUAGCAACGGACCUAUUUGAAAUAAAAGGAGAUAUGUAUAUUCUUAUAGUAGACAGCUACUCCGGAUUCUACGAUGUAGUCAAACUAAGGACAACAACGAGUGAGUCUAUUAUGAAAAUCCUUAAACAUUGGUUUUCAUUAUUCGGAAUUCCGAAGAAAUUAAUAUCAGAUAACGGACCGCAAUUCGCGUCAAGCGAAUUUAAGAAGUUUGCAAGGCAAUGGAACUUCGAACACGUAACAUCGAGUCCAGGAUAUCCACAAUCCAACGGAUUAGCCGAGAGACCAGGAUUACAAUCACCAGCAGUGAGACUGUUUGGUAAGCCGACCAGGACGACACUUCCAACAGCAAAUACGGAGAAGAAAACUGAUACAAACAAAGCCCUCGAAGAAGCUCGUCAGAAACAGAAGAAAUAUGCAGAUCGAACUAGGCCUGGGAAACUAGAAGUCACACCAGGUGAAAAUGUUCGAAUACGAACCGGACAUCGACAAUGGAAAGGAGGCACGGUGGUCACACAUCAUGAAGCGCCACGAUCAGUAAUCGUCAAAACCUCAGAAGGAACUGUACUUCGACGUAACUACUCAGACGUGCACAGAACAGCAGCGAACAUGGGAGAAAAUAAACAGCCGUCGACAGCCAUUCCAAUAGGACUCGAAGGACCUACCAAUAUCGAUGACCAACAACCAGAGACAAAGGAUACCGAGGCAACUGCAGGGGCUGGCGAGAACACCAAAGUUCCCACUACCACGACCCGAUCCGGACGAGCAGUUCGACCACCAACAAGAUUAAAUUUAUAA
This is a messenger RNA of Vollenhovia emeryi, 1347 nucleotides long. RefSeq lists its product as uncharacterized. Bases 1 to 1347 code for a protein of 448 amino acids. The transcript has 2 exons. Lineage: Eukaryota; Metazoa; Arthropoda; Insecta; Hymenoptera; Formicidae. Gene Ontology annotation, biological process: DNA integration. Gene Ontology annotation, molecular function: nucleic acid binding. The record is from RefSeq and is a predicted model, not a curated record.